This is a messenger RNA of Drosophila ficusphila, 1049 nucleotides long. Its product is annotated as alpha-ketoglutarate-dependent dioxygenase alkB homolog 4. The coding region runs from base 36 to 950 and encodes 304 amino acids. The record is from RefSeq and is a predicted model, not a curated record. Gene Ontology annotation, biological process: oxidative demethylation. Gene Ontology annotation, molecular function: demethylase activity; oxidoreductase activity. NCBI's taxonomy places the organism in Eukaryota, Metazoa, Arthropoda, Insecta, Diptera, Drosophilidae. The transcript is spliced from 2 exons.
GGUUUGUUGUUAACGUGUUUUCGUGCAAUUUAAGGAUGAAUACAAUUCGUCCUUGUGGAUGCAAGGGUGUUCGCACCUGUUUGAGCUGCGAGCAGGAUUUUAAGAUAGCCAAGCCCUCGCUGCAGGAGCAGUUCCAGCAGCUGGACCCCUGGACCUACUGCGUUCACUGCGAACUUUUGCAGCCGGGUUGGGAUACAACUAAAGUUCAAAAAGAACAUGAUGAUCACAAAAAGGACGAAGGACUGGCUCUGCCAGGUGUCCUGGUGCAGGAGGUAUUCCUUAACGAGGAGGAGGGAUCUCAACUGAUAGCCGACUUGGACGCGUUGCCUUGGGACAUAUCGCAGAGCGGCCGCCGCAAACAGAAUUUUGGACCCAAGACAAACUUCAAAAAGCGCAAGCUCCAGGUUGGAUCUUUUGCCGGAUUCCCGAAAACCACAGAGUACGUGCAGCGGCGCUUUGAGGAAGUUCCCGUGCUGCGCGGCUUUCAGACCAUUGAACAGUGUUCACUGGAGUACGAGCCCAGCAAAGGAGCCAGUAUAGAUCCCCAUGUGGACGACUGCUGGAUUUGGGGUGAACGUGUGGUCACUGUUAACUGCCUUGGCGACGCUGUGCUUACCCUCACGCCCUACGAAGUCCAGCAGGCGGGAAAGUACAACCUUGAUUUGGUGCCGCACUACGAAAAAGAGCUAUUGGAACCACUUUUAAAGGAGGAACAACUGGCCAAAUAUGAAGGAAAGGUGUUGCGCAUUCCCAUGCCCAACCUCUCUCUGAUUGUUUUGUAUGGUCCUGCCAGGUAUCAAUUUGAACAUUCUGUGCUUCGCGAAGAUGUUCAGGAACGUCGCGUUUGCAUAGCCUACAGAGAGUUCACACCAAUGUAUAUCAACGGUGAAGAUAUACAGAAAGGAGAUCCAGUGCGGGAAAAGUCACAGCUUUUCUGGGAAGUUAACUAGCAAGCGGAUUGUGUGAUUAAUAAUGACUAUUGAUUUUCUGUAGAAAGUAAACGAAACAAGAGCUUGUGUAAAUAUUAAACCAUAAAUCUACUUUAUUAA